AUGGUGUUAGAAAGAAACUCGGCAACACUCACCGACCACAGGACGAUGAAGCUCCCGGAGAUGUUUCCAAAGCUCGUUGCAGAUUUACUGCCCCCGUUCGCAGGAUUGAUCUCCUCCUCGGCUUCCGCCCACACGGGCCCGGCUCGGCUCGCUUAUUUUAAAUUCCGCAACUACUCUUCGCCGCGGUUCCUUCACACUCUGUCAGGGGAUCGGAUCAGAAAGUUCCCGUGGAUUCCGUCGCCAUCGCAGAUACACCAACAGCUUCGCACUGGGAAGCGGCCGUUCACCUGCUCCGUGUGUGCGAAGAGACUCAUUCAGUUAACCCACCUUGUGAUGCUCCACACCGACCGAAUGCGCAGGCGUCAGGGUUGCGGCUGGUCCCGAAUAUCACGCAUGCGCAGUACACAAAAGGCCUCGGAUAUCGCUGCCGACUGUGGGAAGGGAUUCACUCUAUCAUCCAGCCUACUAAUACACCAGCGAUUUCACACUGGGGACAGGGCGUUCACCUGCUCUGUCUGUGGGAAGGGAUUCCAUCGACCAGCCGACCUUCAUAGACACCACCAAUUUCGCACAGGGGAGAAGCCGUUCACCUGCCCAGAUUGUGGGAAAGGAUUCACUUUACUAUCUCACCUGCAGAGACAUCAGUCAGUUCACACCAGGGAGAGGCCGUUCACCUGCUCAGUCUGUGGAAAGACAUUCACCCAGUCAUCCCACCUACAGAGACACCGGUCAGUUCACACAGGGGAGAAGCCGUUCAACUGCCCAGAUUACACCAGCGAGUUCACACAGGGGAGAAGCUGUUCACCUGCUCAGAACGUGGGAAGGGAUUCACUUCACACUGGAGAGAGGCCAUUCACCUGCUCAGACUGUGGGAAGGGAUUCACUUGCUCAUCUCAACUGAAGGUACAUCAGCGAGUUCACACUGGAGAGAGGCCAUUCACUUGCUCAGACUGUGGGAAGACCUUCACUCAAUCAUCCAACCUACAGAUGCACCAGCGAAUUCACACAGGGGAGAGGCCGUUCACCUGCUCUGACUGUGGGAAGGGAUUCAUUCAGGCAGCUAGCCUACUGAAACACCAGCAAGUUCACACUGGGGAGAGGCCAUUCACCUGUUCAGAAUGUGGGAAAGGAUUCACUCGGUCAUCUGAUCUGCUGGCACACCAGCGAGUUCACACGGGGGAGAGGCUGUUCACCCGCUCAGAACGUGGGAAGGGAUUCUCUCAGUCAUCUGAUCCACUGGCACACCAGCGGGUUCACACUGGAGAGAGGCCAUUCACCUGCUCAGACUGUGGGAAGGGAUUCACUUGCUCAUCUCAACUGAAGGUACAUCAGCGAGUUCACACUGGGGAGAAGCCAUUCACCUGCCCAGACUGUGGGAAGGGAUUCACUCAGUAAUCGAACCUUGUGACACACUAUCGUUUUCACACUGGGCAGAAAGUUUCAAUAAGCUGCAUGUCGGAUAUUUGUCCAUUACCAUUGCUGAAUGCAAUUUUGAGAGUGACUGUCGGUGCUGAACUCUGCAAUUAUUGCUGCUGCUCACCACACCCAGUUCUGCACCCUGGUCACUGGGCAUGGGAGGAGUUUCAUCUGCUGCAUAUUCACCUUUAAUGGGACUGGAGUUUAAUAUUCUAGAUCUGAGACAAAUAAAACA
This is a messenger RNA of Mobula hypostoma (lesser devil ray), 1651 nucleotides long. RefSeq names its product gastrula zinc finger protein XlCGF57.1-like. The record is from RefSeq and is a predicted model, not a curated record. NCBI's taxonomy places the organism in Eukaryota, Metazoa, Chordata, Chondrichthyes, Myliobatiformes, Myliobatidae. Gene Ontology annotation, biological process: regulation of transcription by RNA polymerase II. The coding region runs from base 1 to 1395 and encodes 464 amino acids. Gene Ontology annotation, cellular component: nucleus. The transcript has 6 exons. Gene Ontology annotation, molecular function: DNA-binding transcription factor activity, RNA polymerase II-specific.